Lottia gigantea (owl limpet) is the source of this 1257-nucleotide messenger RNA. RefSeq lists its product as hypothetical. Gene Ontology annotation, cellular component: plasma membrane; postsynaptic membrane. Gene Ontology annotation, biological process: monoatomic ion transport; modulation of chemical synaptic transmission; synaptic transmission, glutamatergic. Gene Ontology annotation, molecular function: glutamate-gated receptor activity; transmitter-gated monoatomic ion channel activity involved in regulation of postsynaptic membrane potential. The transcript is spliced from 6 exons. The record is from RefSeq and is a predicted model, not a curated record. The coding region runs from base 1 to 1257 and encodes 418 amino acids. Lineage: Eukaryota; Metazoa; Mollusca; Gastropoda; Lottiidae.
AUGUAUGAUGGUUAUUGUAUAGAGCUAUUAAAGAGAAUAUCCUACUUAUUAGACUUUGACUACAUAUUAUAUGAUAGUCCGGACGGCAUGUACGGCUCAAUGGAUGACGAUGGUAACUGGAAUGGCGCAAUUAAAGAACUAAUCGAUAAGAAAGCAGAUAUCGCAGUUGGUCCGAUAUCCGUAAUGGCAGAACGAGAAAAUGUGGUUGAUUUUACGGUACCUUAUUACGAUCUGGUUGGUUUGACCAUCUUGAUGAAGAAGCCGGAAUUUGAUUAUACUCUUGGAAAGUUCCUGACAGUGUUGGACGAAGAUGUCUGGUUCUGCAUCAUUGGAGCUUUCUUCUUGUUCAGCAUUCUUAUCUGCGUCUUUGAUAAGUUAAGCCCGUUCAGCUACCAGAAUAACACUGUGGACUGGAAUGGCGAAGGCACAGAACCAAGAGUCUUUACCCUCAAGGAAGGAAUUUGGUUUUGUAUGAUGUCUUUGACACCCCAGGGAGGUGGAGAGACACCACGAGCCCUGUCUGGUAGAUUAGUAGCUGCUACAUGGUGGUUGUUUGGAUUUAUCAUCAUUGCCACCUACACCGCUAACUUGGCUGCUUUCCUGACGGUUUCUCGAUUGGAAACACCUAUUGAAUCCUUGGAUGACCUUUCCAAACAGUUCAAGGUUAAAUAUGCGCCAAUGAAUGGCAGUAAUGCUUUGAUUUAUUUCAAAAGAAUGCAAGAAAUUGAACAUAGAUUUUAUGGUAUUUGGAAGAACAUGAGUUUAGAUGAUAAUCUAGGAGCUGUAGAACGAGCGAAACUGGCUGUCUGGGACUAUCCUGUUAGUGAUAAAUAUACCAAACUAUGGGAGACCAUGUUAGAAUCGGAAUUCCCUUCUAAUAAAGACGAAGCUGUAGAAAGAGUUCUGACCGGAGAGUUUGCAUAUAUUGGUGAUGCCACAGUAAAUAAAUAUGCUAAACUAACAAAUUGUGACCUAUGGGAAGUUGGAGAGGAGUUCUCUAGGAAACCAUAUGCUCUGGCUGUACAAGAAGGAUCGCCUUUAAGAAGUCAGUUGUCUACAAUAAUUCUUCAGUUGAUCAAUCAGCGAGAAUUAGAAGAAUAUAAAACAAAAUGGUGGAAGAAAGAUAAAAGAGAUUGUCCUGAUAUUGAAGAUGAGAGUAACGGAAUCAGUAUAAAGAAUAUCGGCGGUGUUUUCCUGGUCAUUGUGAUUGGUUCAGCUCUAGCUCUCAUCACCCUGGCUAUAGAAUGUUAUUGGUGA